UUGAAAGUUUUGAGAACUUAUAAAAAAAUGAUGGAAUCAUCAUUAGACUUUAGACAGGAAGAGAAAGUACAAAUAUGCGGUGAUUAUAUAGUUGCAGUGUGGUGUGUGCGAAUAAAUUCUCGCGCAAGUCGCUUCCAGGUCGACGUGG
Molecule: messenger RNA, 148 nt
Organism: Dentiscutata erythropus
Lineage: Eukaryota; Fungi; Glomeromycota; Glomeromycetes; Diversisporales; Gigasporaceae
Source: the annotation of a GenBank genome assembly